This is a messenger RNA of Pieris macdunnoughi, 633 nucleotides long. The record is from the annotation of a GenBank genome assembly. NCBI's taxonomy places the organism in Eukaryota, Metazoa, Arthropoda, Insecta, Lepidoptera, Pieridae.
AUGGAGUAUGAAGGAUUCCUAUUCCACCUACUAAAAGAAUGUCCUAACUUUAAGCUCUUCAUCGAGCAAGACAAAGUCUCUGGUUUUUGGACGACGAUGUUCGUCCUCUCAAAAGUACCAGAACUCGGUGACACCGUCUUCAUUGUGCUGAGGAAGAAGCCCUUGAUCUUCCUCCACUGGUACCACCACAUUACAGUCCUGCUGUACACAUGGUACUCCUUCACCGAGUUCACCUCAUCCGCCCGUUGGUUCGUCACUAUGAACUAUUUUGUUCACAGCGUGAUGUACUCCUACUACGCGUUAGUAAGUAUGGGCAAGUACCCGCCGAAAUUCUUCGCAAUGACCAUCACCUUCCUCCAGCUCACACAGAUGAUAGUGGGCUGCGGUAUCAACAUCUGGGCCCACAAUUACAUGGCCACAGCUCCGACGCAUCCCUGUGGGAUCAGUCAAAUCAACAUCAAACUAUCAAUGGCCAUGUAUUUCUCGUACUUCGUGCUGUUCGCCAGGUUCUUCUACAAGGCCUACCUUUCGCCCAAACCGGGGAAGAAAGCAAAGAUCGAGCCGGAAAUCACAGCGCCACCCAAGAAGGAGUUCAAUGGAUACCCCAGACAAAGAAAUGGUGUUGUGCACUAG